Messenger RNA from Saccharomycopsis crataegensis, 4635 nucleotides. It is a transcript of the gene RRP5, whose product is annotated as Rrp5p. The transcript has a single exon. Gene Ontology annotation, cellular component: small-subunit processome; nucleolus. NCBI's taxonomy places the organism in Eukaryota, Fungi, Ascomycota, Saccharomycetes, Ascoideales, Saccharomycopsidaceae. Gene Ontology annotation, biological process: rRNA processing. Gene Ontology annotation, molecular function: protein binding; RNA binding. The coding region runs from base 1 to 4635 and encodes 1544 amino acids. The record is from RefSeq and is a predicted model, not a curated record.
AUGGCAGCUCAGAAGAGAAAAAGCUCUGAUGUCGAGGUAAAUGAGACUGAAGCUGCUCCUUCUUUGCUUAAAUCAAGUGAAGUUUCUUUCCCAAGAGGUGGAGCUUCAGCUUUGACCCCAUUGGAAGUCAAAGAAGUCGCAAAUCAAGCUGCCAGAGAUGUUUUGUUUGAGACUUCUCAGAAACCAAAAAAGAAUGCGCAAGCUGAAGAGACUACUGAAGAGGCCCCAAAGAAGAAAAAGAAGAAGUUGAAUAAGAAAAAGGGGACCGAUGCAAGCACUGACGCUUCUGAUAAAGAUGAUGAAAAAAUUUCCAUAGACCAUCUUUCUUUGAAGAAUCUUAUUCCAGGUUCAUCUGUUUUGGGUCAAGUUGUGAAAAUCACAAGUACUGAUAUCUCUUUGGCCUUACCAGACAAUUUAAUCGGUCAUAUUCCUCUCAAUAGUAUCUCUGCAGAAGCCAGUAAAAAGAUUGAAAAAUAUGAGGCUCUGUCAGAUGAUGAAAAUGACGAGGAUGAAAAUAUGGAAGAAGAUAAAGAAGAGCAAGAUCUUCCUGACAGUACCAAGUUAUUGAAGGUUGGGCAAUGGCUUAGGGCUUUGGUGGUGGAACCUACCACUCAGAAGUCAGAAAAGAACAAGAAAAAGAGGACCAAAAGACUUGAGUUGACUGUAGAGCCAGAACUUGUCAAUGAACAUUUGGAUGAUGAUGACUUUGUCACCGGCCAAACUGUUCAAGCCUCUGUCAGAAGUAUCGAAGAUCAUGGUCUUGUUCUUAAUAUUGGUAAGCGUGAACUUUCAGGUUUCAUUUCCAGAAAGGAGCUUGCAGCUGCUGGUUAUGCUAUCGAAGAAGUUACUGAAGGUUCUGUAUUUUUGCUCCUUGUAUCAAAAAAAUUGGGUGAUUCCAGAGUUUUGAACCUUAAAUUCCAUAAUUCCGAUGGUAAAUCACAUGCUUCUGUUGAAAAAAUAUCUUCAACUGAUGCCGUCAUUCCAGGUAAUAUUGUUGAAGCCAUUGUCAACACUGUGACUGAUCGUGGCGUUACCUGUAAGGUCUUCGGUACAAUUAAUGCCUCCUUCAACUUAGCUAAUAUUAAUAUCUACACCAUCGCCGGUUUGAAAGACAGAUUUGAAAUUGGUGGUAAGGUGAAAGCUAAGAUUGUUGCUUCUAUAACUGCUAAUGGCGAAAAGAAAUUUUUACUCUCUCUUUUGCCUCACAUUAUGGGCUUCAAACUGACCCCAUUCAAAAAGGAAUUGAAUCCUUUGGAGGCCUUCCCAAUUGGAUUCUCUUUGGACAAGGUUACCGUUAAGGCUUCUGAUGGUCAAUAUUUCUAUGUUGAACUAGGCUCUGGCUCAAUUAUUGGUCAAGUCCAUGUUUCCAGAAUUCCGGAAGCCAAGAAUCUAUUGACUGCCAAAUAUUAUAACGGUUCGACCCAUAAGGCUAAGAUUCUCGAUUAUUCUCCAGUAGAUAAUCAAUAUAUCUUGACCAUGGAUCCAAAGAUUCUUGAGCAAAAGUAUGUGAGAGCUCAAGAUAUUCCAAUUGGUGAACUUUUCACUGGUGUGAUUGAAAGUGUUUCUGGAACUGAGGGUAUUGUGGUCAAAAUCUUCGAUGUUUUUAAAGCGUUUGUCCAACCAAAACACAUUAGUGACAUCAAAUUAGUGUAUCCAGAAAGAAAGUUCAAGGUAGGAUCUAAAGUUAAAGGUAGAAUCUUGAAAAUCGCUAAUGGAUCAAAGAUUUAUGCUACUUUGAGAAAAUCUCUUGUGGUUAACUUGACUGACGAUGCCACUGAUGAUAGCAAGAACCUUAUUUUGAGAGAUUAUUCCUCUACCAAGGUUGGUACCAAGACUUCUGGUACCGUAGAAUCCAUUUUCCCAAAUGGUGCCCUUAUAUCGUUUUUUGGUGAAAUGAGAGGUUUCUUACCAAAAAGUGAAAUCAGUGAAACUUUUGUCAAACAUCCUCAAGACUUCUUGAAAGUUGGUCUGACUGUUACUGUUACCGUUAUUAUGAUUGAUUCAAGUGCCAAAAAAAUGACUGUGAGUUGCAAGUCAAAUGCCGCUUCAAAGAUCGAGGGCAAGAAUACCAAACCAUUAGCUAAUGACUUGAAGAACUUGACUAUUGGUAAAGAUGUCAUUAAAGUUUCGAUUGCUGAAAAAUCCAAGGAUAGUAUUAUUGUUGAUAUCAAAGAUAGCAACUCUCGUGGGAUUAUCUAUUCUUCACAUCUCUCUGACGGCAAUUUCGAGCAAAAUAGACAAUUGUUUAAGAGUUUCAAGGUUGAUGAUGAAUUGGAAUGUUUGGUGUUGGAUAAGGAUAGAAAGGCCAAAUUAGCCAUCUUGACUUCUAAAAAAUCUUUGAUAGAGGACGCUAAAAAUGAAAAAUUACCAGUUAAGUUUAGUGACAUUGAAAACCUUUCACCUGAAGUUGCUUUGCAUGGUUAUGUGAAGUCCAUUUCUGAAAAGGGUUUGUUCAUUGGCUUUGGUGGCAAACUUAUCGGUUUGGUGUUAAAGAAAUAUGCACUUAAAAAUAGAGCUGAUGACUUGAAUGAUCAUUAUAAGCAGCAUCAAUCCAUUGAAUGCCAUGUUUUAAGAACUGAUAAAGAAAAUGAAAGAUUUUUGCUUUCGUUGCACGUUGAGGAAUCAAAGAAGAGUAAAAAACAAAUAACUGAUCACGAUAAUGACUAUAAAUUGGAAGUUGGUGAGACAGUUCCAGGUAAAAUUAGAUCUAUCAAUGAUAAUUUCAUAAUAGUUGAAUUGGUGCAAAGAAAGAUUGGUUUCUGUUACAUAACUGAUGCUUUGAUCAAUUACGAUAAACUUUUGAGAGAUACUUAUAGAGUUGGUGCUAUUGUUAACGCCAAGAUUCUUUCUGCGGAUCAAACUGCUUCUAAAUUCAAUGUUUCCUUGCGUUCCAACUAUGCUGAAGAUGAAACCAUUGAAGACCGUGAGAUUCAAUCAAUUGAUGAUAUCAAGACAGGUGAUGUUGUUCGUGGGUUUGUUAAAAAUAUUAAUGACAAAGGUGUUUAUGUUUCACUUUCUUCUAACUUGUUUGCUCUUAUUAGAGUGUCUGAAGUUUCUGAUCAAUAUGUCAAGAACUGGAAGAAUUACUUCAAACCAAAUCAAGUUGUUAAAGGUAGAAUCAUCUCUGCCAAGGGUGAAGGACGUGUUUUAUUGACGUUGAAGCAAUCUCAAUUGACUGGUGAAUUGAAAUUAUCUAAGAGUUUCGAUGAGUUGGAAAGGGGUGAAAUAUUCGAUGGUACAGUUAGAUCCGUAACUGACUUUGGUGUUUUUGUUAACCUUGAAGGUACCAAUAAUAUCUCUGGUUUAUCACAUAAGAGUCAAAUCUCUGAUGAUGGUGUAGUUGACAACCUUAGUGCUUUAUUCGGUGAAGGUGACAAGGUUAAGGUUAAGAUUUUAUCCAUUGAUAAGAAAAAGAAACAGCUUUCCUUAGGUAUGAAGGCUUCUUAUUUCAGUUCUGACGUUGAUGAUGAAAUGAAGGAUGCUGAAGCCGAAGAUAAGGUCACUUAUGAAGAUAGUGAUGAUGAAGAACUUAGCGAGGCCUUUAAUGAUGAAGAUAUGGAAAAGGAUGAAAGCGACAAAGAAGACGAAGAAGAAGAAGAAGAAGAAGAAGAAGAAGAAGAAGAAGCCUUAAGCGGUGGCUUGAGUGGCUUAUCUGGUUUAAGUACAAACGGUUUUGACUGGACUGCUAGUAUUCUUGAUCAAACUGAUAGUUUGGUUGAUUCAGACGAUGAAGACGAUUAUGAAAAUGAAAUGUCUAAUGGUAGAAAGAAAAACAAGAAAUCCAAGAAAAAAGCUAGUAUUGUGGAAGAUAAAACCGCUGAUUUGAACACUCGCGCGCCACAAUCUGUUUCUGACUUUGAAAGAUUGUUAAUUGGUGAACCUAAUUCCUCUGUCUUAUGGAUGAAUUACAUGUCUUUUGAGUUACAAUUGAGUGAAAUUGACAAGGCUAGAGAAAUUGGUCAAAGAGCUUUGAAAACAAUCAAUUACCGUGAAGAACAAGAAAAAUUGAACAUUUGGAUUGCGAUGUUAAACUUGGAAAAUACCUUUGGUACCGAAGAAACUUUACAGGAAACCUUCACUAAGGCUUGUCAAUACAUGGACUCAUUGGUUAUCCAUCAAAAGCUUGCGGGUAUCUAUAUCUUAUCGGAAAAAUCUGAUCAAGCUGAACAACUUUUCAAGGUGAUGACCAAGAAAUUCAACAGUGAGAUUUCUGUCUGGAUCAAUUUUGGUAAAUUCUAUUUGGAAAACAAAAGAAAUGAAGAGGCCCAUGAACUUUUAGCUAAAGCAUUGAGAGUGUUGCCAAAGCACGACCAUGUUGAAGUUGUCAAGAAGUUUGCGCAAUUAGAAUUCAAGAUUGGUGACCCAGAACAAGGUAGAUCCUUAUUUGAAGGUUUAAUUUCCGAUAAACCUAAGAAAUUUGAUUUAUGGAAUGUCUACAUUGAUCAAGAAAUCAAACAGAAUGAAAAACAAAAGGUUGAAGACUUGUUCGAAAGAUUGGUGACCAAGAAAUUAUCUAAUAAACAAAAGAAAUUCUUCUUCACUAAAUGGUUGCAAUUCGAAGAAAAACAAGAAGAUGAGAAGGCUUGUGAUUAUGUGAAGGCUAAAGCAAGAGCAGUCGCUGAAGCUGAAAACUGA